GCUCUCCCUCUUCUUCCUCCUCCAGUUUCUGGCUCUUUGUAUAACCCCAAAACCUCUUGUCUUAGCACUCAUUCUUCUUUAAAAACAAGACAGGUUUGGGCAGUGUAAUAGUGUAUAGUUGACGUCUUGGAUGAUAUUGUGGAGAUUCUGGAGGAAACAAACAUCUUAUGACUGUGCUUUUUCAUUCUAAUGUAAUGCAGUCUUUUGCUCUUUUGUGGUGUCUAACUAGUUAAAGUAACCUCUGUCCAUUUUUAUGAUUCUACAAUGGUGAUGGAGUGCAACAAAGAAGAGGCCAUUAGGGCCAAGGAAAUUGCAGAGAAGAAGAUGAUAAGCAAGGAUUUUCCAGGGGCUCGCAAAGUUGUGCUCAAGGCCCAACAGCUCUAUAAUGAUCUGGAAAACAUAUCUCAGAUGCUAAUGGUCUGUGAAGUACAUUGUGCUGCUGAAAAAAUGAUUUUUGGGAAUGAGAUGGAUUGGUAUGGCAUACUUCAGAUUGGGCAAAAUGCAGAUGAGGCUACAAUCAAGAAGCAGUAUAGGAAGUAUGCCCUCCUGCUGCACCCUGAUAAAAAUAAAUUUCCUGGUGCAGAAGCUGCUUUUAAGCUGAUUGGAGAAGCUCAGAGAGUGCUUUUGGACCAAAGUAAAAGGUCUGCGUAUGACAUGAAAUGGAGAGUAACUUUUAGAAGUUCAGCACAAGCAGCACCAGCAUCUAGGCACCCACAGACUUCAAGUUCGCACACUCAUGUUACCGCUAGGUCCAAUUUCCGCCCCAACUGUAAAGGCUCAGUUCCCCCACAAAAGCAGCCACAACAGCAAUCUCAACAAGCAUAUAGCAAUGGCCGGCCAACUUUCUGGACCAAGUGUCCAUUUUGUACUGUCAGAUACCAGUAUUAUACAGACAUUCUCCACAGGACUCUUCGUUGUCAAACUUGUAAUAAGUCCUUUAUUGCAUAUAAUUUAGGUGCAGCUCCUCAAGCAACUAACCCGAGUCAACCAAAAGUCCCUGAACAAAAAGAUGUCCAGAGUCAGAGUGCUCAGAAAAUGGAACAAGGAUUUCGUGAGAAGCUUAGUACUGAGAAUCCUGAAGUGGCUUCUUCUUCAAAGGUGCCUCAUGCUUCGCAUGUUGGAACUAAAAAUGUGAAUGGGAAGAGAGGAAGGAAGCAAACAGUGGAAUCCAGUGAAAGUUGUGAUACACAGAGCAGCAGUGACUCAGAAGAAGAUGUUCUGAUUGAUGAGAGUGGUGAUGUUCAGGCUGGAAAGGAUUUUGGAUGUUUUGGAGAGAAUUUGCGUAGAUCUGGUAGGCGCAAGCAAGAGGUUUCCUACAAAGAAAAUUUAAGUGAUGACGAGGACUUGGUUAGCAUGCCAAAAAGGGUGAAGGGGAGUGGUUCAUCUAAUGCAGCUGAAGAGAAUGGAGAUGCACUAAAAGGAGGGGCACCUAAAAUGAACAAUCAAUCUGGCCUGCCAAAAGUGAUGGAGCAGACCAAAGGUGCUCGUUUCCAAGGGAGCUUAGCCAAUGGGAAGAAGGAAACCAAGGUGUUUGGAAAAGAAACAGUAGAAGACAGUGAUCCUAAGAAAUUUUUUAAAGAUUGUGGUGAUGGUGGUAAGAAGAAUUUUAAUGCUGAUUCUGAGUCAAAUUUAAGCCCCCAAAGCUCCCAAGGUCCUGAGAUCUAUUCAUACCCUGAUCCAGAUUUUCAUGACUUUGACAAGGACAGAAAAGAGGAGUGUUUUGCUGCAGGGCAGAUUUGGGCUGCUUAUGAUACACUUGGUGCAAUGCCUAGAUUUUAUGUUCGAAUCAGAAAAGUCUUUUCUCCUGGGUUCAAGCUUCGCAUGACCUGGCUGGAACCUGAUCCAGAUGAUGAGAAGGAAAUCAAAUGGGUUGAUGAAGGUUUGCCAGUUUCAUGUGGAAAGUUCAGACAUGGGGACAUGGAAAACACUGAAGAUCGUCUCAUGUUCUCUCAUUUGGUGUAUUGCGAUAAAGGAACUGGUAGAGAUACUUACAAGAUAUUUCCAAGAAAGGGGGAAACAUGGGCCCUCUUCAAAAACUGGGAUAUCAAAUGGAACUCUGAUGUAGGCACUAACGGGAAGUUUGAAUAUGAAUUUGUUGAAAUCUUAUCAGAAUACGCUGAGGGUGUAGGUAUACAUGUUGCUUACUUGGUUAAGGUGAAAGGCUUUGUGAGUCUAUUCUGUCGAAUGGUGAAGGAUGGAAUUGAUGCAUUUCAAAUUCCACCUGGUGAACUCUUCAGGUUUUCCCACAGGGUUCCAUCAUUUAAACUGACUGGCGAUGAGAGAAAAGGUGUGCCAAAAGGAUCCUUUGAACUUGAUCCAGCUUCGUUGCCUGCCAAGCUCGAAGAAAUUUCUGUUCCUGUGGACUCACAUUCAAGUCCUUUGGAGAAAGCGAAAGAAAGGAUGGGCUCUAAAAAAAGUGCUCCCUUGAACUGUGAUGGAGUGAAGCGGACUGCCAUAAAUCUUGAGAAUGAUAGUGCUAACAAUGCUGCUGAAGAUCAUACUUCUUGUUCAGCUUCACUCCCAGGAAACAUUGAAUAUCCAGAUCCAGAAUUUUACAAUUUUGAUGAUGAAAGAUCCCAGGAAAAGUUUCAAGUUGGGCAGAUUUGGUCUUUGUACUGUGACGAGGAUGGCUUGCCUAAAUAUUAUGGUCAAAUUAUCAAAAUUGAGUCAAACCCAGUUUUCAAAUUGCAUGUAAAUUGGCUUAUUGCCUGCCCAUCACAAAAAAUGAUUCAGUGGCAUGAUAAAAAAAUGCCCAUUUGUUGUGGAAGAUUUAAACUUAAAAAAGGUUCAUCCCAGGUGUAUGCUAAUACUUCUUCUUUUUCACAUCAGUUAAAAGCAGAAGAUGCUGGUAGAAAGAAUGAAUACAAGAUCUUCCCAAGGAAAGGAGAGGUCUGGGCAUUGUAUAGGAACUGGACUGCUGAAAUCAAACUUUCUGACCUGGAGAACUGGGAAUAUGAUGUUGUGGAGGUGAUGGAUGAGAGUGAUUUGUGGAUAAAGGUAAUCAUUUUAGAGCGUGUGAAUGGCUUCAACUCGGUCUUCAAGGCCACAUUGAAGGGCAGAACAUAUGUGACGGUGGAAAUUCCUAGGGUGGAGCUGCUUAGAUUCUCCCAUCAGAUGCCUUCUUUCCGGUUGACAGAUGAGAGGGGUGGUGGCCUAAGAGGCUUCUGGGAACUUGAUCCUGCAGCAUUACCGCUGGGCUACUUUUCAUAGAACGCUGGUGUCUGGAGCAGAUCAUGGAGGCAAAGUCUCCUUGCCUAAGAUUUGAGCUGCAUAAAUUGUGUUCUUCAGGUGUGACGUCCUUCUUGUUAUGUUCUUCUUUCCAGUUUCUGGAGCUUCUGGUUUUGCCAUGCAGCUUGGCUAGUUUUAUACAGCUUACCAAUGGGUCUGCCCUAAGUGUAUUAGCCAACCAAGAAAAGGUGCAUUUUUUUCACCUUAUAGAUGUUAAAACGAAAUUACAGCUGGAGUUAUCUGUAAACUGCUUUUUUUCUGUGAUACUGUUAGCUCUCACACCUUGAUGUAGAUUAUAUAUUAGUAUCCUAGCAAAGAGCUUUGCCCUAUCGUCCUGGCAGUUACUAUGGUCACAAGCUUUUAACCUUUAUUAUUCGUGAA
Messenger RNA from Rubroshorea leprosula, 3609 nucleotides. NCBI's taxonomy places the organism in Eukaryota, Viridiplantae, Streptophyta, Magnoliopsida, Malvales, Dipterocarpaceae. The record is from the annotation of a GenBank genome assembly.